CCCGAAACUGCCGUUGAUAUUCGAGACAUCAUCCUCGAACCACCGACAACUAACCCGUACGACAAUUUGAAGGCUGAGCUCAUCAAACGCACCUCGGUAUCCGAGCAUCAACGGCUCCAGCAGCUACUAACAUCUGAAGAGCUGGGCGACCGCACACCAUCCCAGCUACUGCGACGUCUUCAACAACUUCUUGGAGAGCGGGCAGCGACAUUCGACCCCGCCCUGUUGCGGGAGCUCUUCUUGCAAUUGGCGGACACCGUGAUGGAAGUCGCUGCACCGCAAGUCGCUGCCCCGCAAAUCGCUCCUAUUGCGGCCACGCAAUCACAUCUGCUCGGUGCACCGGCAAACAUCUCUGCCGCUGAAACAACGGAGGAUUCUUUUCGCACGGAUAUCCAACAAGCGAUCAAAGCCCUCACCGCCCAAGUAGCCGCGCUCACUUCACGUUCACGAUCGGAACAUAGCCAGCGUCCCGCCCCCCAGUGCAGCGCGGGUAGGGAGACCGAGGGUCGGAACACCAUUCACCACGGCAAGCACUGGUUGGGCUUGGACCAAAAUAAGUUCUAG
This is a messenger RNA of Ixodes scapularis (black-legged tick), 564 nucleotides long. RefSeq lists its product as uncharacterized. Lineage: Eukaryota; Metazoa; Arthropoda; Arachnida; Ixodida; Ixodidae. The annotation marks the transcript as partial. The transcript is spliced from 3 exons. The record is from RefSeq and is a predicted model, not a curated record.